GGCUACUGCAGCGGAUCUCUCAUGGUUGGGACGUCGUGGGUGGCUUCAGUUCCUCCGGCUCAACCGUCAGUCUCAAGUUGCGUUCACGGCGGAAGUUGGGGGGAUUAAGGUGGGUUCGUUGUUUGCUCGGUGGUUAGCUGCAGAUCCGUAGGAUCUUAGAGGGCGGUUGUGGAUGUCGGGUGUAAGGGUUUUGGAUUUGAGCCACCAUCCUUUAGAUCCGCCACAACUUAGUAUCCAUCGAGCCGGAUUGAUUCGUCAAAGCUCAGGGAUCUUGGUUUGUUUUUCCGGUCUGGAAGAGAGGGGUUUCCGUCCAGUGUGUCGGAUUGCUUCUUCAGGAUCUGAUGCCGUCGAUGUGCUUAGUCGGAGUGACUAGCUUUCCGGGAGACUUGUGGUGGGCUGGUUCGUCGGAGGCAUGUAAUGGAUGGCGGAAACCGGUCUCUUUCGCCGAAAUUUCACGGUCUUCGGUUGUAGCCACAAAACUGUGGGUCUUGAGCCCGCCGGAUUUCAGGUUCCGGUUGCUCUGCGGGCAUCUAUCAACAAACGGCGAACCUCUUUUGUUUUUCCGGUGAAUUGCCGAUUUCCUUUUUUGUAACUGGAUUGGACUUUUGUAGAUUCGGCCCAAGCCCAUUUGG
This is a messenger RNA of Arabidopsis lyrata subsp. lyrata, 632 nucleotides long. RefSeq lists its product as uncharacterized. NCBI's taxonomy places the organism in Eukaryota, Viridiplantae, Streptophyta, Magnoliopsida, Brassicales, Brassicaceae. The record is from RefSeq and is a predicted model, not a curated record. The transcript has a single exon. The coding region runs from base 173 to 373 and encodes 66 amino acids.